UAUUGGCAGUUGUAGACAAACACAUACAUGAACUGAAUCUCAAAACAAAAACACACAGGUUAUUUUUUGGAACAGAUUUUCGGCCAUAGCGGGAAUUUCAAUAUAGUACGAAAGAGUAUUGAUGGGAGAUAAGCCAAGCGCGGGGCUGGACGUUAAAAAUGCCGCGGCGCCGCCCAAGAGCAAAGUAGUGUCGUCUAAGGCUAAAAAGGGUAGCGUGCUCAGCGCCAUUGAAGACAUACAGCGCAUGUCUCCGGAAGCCAUUUGCCAGGAGUUCGACCGUUUGGUGGAUCACACGCAGCGCCACUUUCGCCGAGAAGCCCACAUGCCCUGCACGGCAUUCGCAUCGCAGUUGCAGCGCUGCCUGGAGCAACAUCGACGGGAAUCGUUCAAAUGCUUCUCCGCCAUGGAUGAUUAUAGGUUGUGCGUGAGUGCGGCUACCCAGGAGCAUAUCGAGCGGUUGGCUCGCGAGCAUCAAGAAAAUGACCUCGAUCGUAGUAGGCACAGUUCGCAGGAGCACCAGCAAGAGCAGCCAGCGUUGCAUCCAUUGCCGGUAGUGCCACCCACAUCCAUGGGGGUGGCAGCGGCGAAGACUGAAAUCAAGAAGCAAGGCCAGCGCAGCUGGUACAAGCCGUGGUCCUGGCUGCGCUAGCUUCCGACACCGCACCGUCAAUAACCAUACGCACACCCACAUCGACGUCGCUGUCCUCGUCACUUCUUUAGUAAGCUUGCCUUAAGACGACUACACCACAGAUACAAAAUUACAGGCAGCUGAGCUCAGAAGUUUCAACUCUGCUGCCCACCAUUUGCCGACCGCCUUCGGAUAAAUCGUUUUACUAAUUAAACGCAACGACUUGAACAGCU
This is a messenger RNA of Drosophila hydei, 861 nucleotides long. RefSeq lists its product as uncharacterized. The record is from RefSeq and is a predicted model, not a curated record. The coding region runs from base 122 to 649 and encodes 175 amino acids. NCBI's taxonomy places the organism in Eukaryota, Metazoa, Arthropoda, Insecta, Diptera, Drosophilidae. The transcript has 2 exons.